This is a messenger RNA of Caenorhabditis remanei, 333 nucleotides long. RefSeq lists its product as uncharacterized. Lineage: Eukaryota; Metazoa; Nematoda; Chromadorea; Rhabditida; Rhabditidae. The record is from RefSeq and is a predicted model, not a curated record. Bases 1 to 333 code for a protein of 110 amino acids. The transcript has 3 exons.
AUGAAACUACGUCGUUUUCUUCUUCUUGUGAUCGUUCUUGCGGUCCUGAAAUCUGUUAGUGGAGCCGAGAAAUGUGAAGAAGGCGAAUGGUGCUUCCCCCCUUAUAUCAUCGACCGCAACGGGAAAAAGACAGAAAUGUUGCCUGGGGACAAUCCAGAUUAUGAUGAGGAAACGAACAACAAAUUCCGAUUUGAUGAAGACGAAGCGUGGAAAGAAAUUGCAAAGCUCAGAGAGCUCAGAAAGGUGAAACGUGGAUUUAAAGUUGAAAAAGGGAAAAUCAACAGAAUGAGAGUGGACUUUGAUUUGGGAUCUAACCAAGCUAUCGAAAGGUGA